This is a messenger RNA of Cryptomeria japonica (Japanese cedar), 2659 nucleotides long. RefSeq lists its product as uncharacterized. Bases 219 to 2408 code for a protein of 729 amino acids. The transcript is spliced from 5 exons. Lineage: Eukaryota; Viridiplantae; Streptophyta; Pinopsida; Cupressales; Cupressaceae. Gene Ontology annotation, molecular function: protein binding. The record is from RefSeq and is a predicted model, not a curated record.
GAAAAUGAACCUCAAAAACAAAUGGAUUUUCUUUAAGCGGAGAAAUUGGGAUGCUUGGAUUUUUUCUUUGAAAGGAGAAAUCGACUUGGUAUACCUGCCUCAUCUACAUUAACUUACUUGUUUAUGAUUUUGAUGAAUGUUGAUGACGAUGGCGAUGACGAUGGUGAUGAAAAAUAGAUGAAACAAACAGUUCGAUCCGAGAGAGAAGGGACAGCACGAUGGAGAGGGAUAAUAACAAGUGGGGGACUUGGGAAGAACUGCUUCUGGGAAGUGCAGUGAAAAGGCAUGGAACAAACAAUUGGGAUUCCGUUGCAAUGGAGGUUCAGGCCAGGAAGUUGUCACCAUUUGCUUUCUCUUCACAGGAUUGUAAGGCCAAGUAUCAUGUCCUCCAAGGCAGAUUCAAUAAUAGUUGCAGCAACAGCAAUGGCAUGCCUUUGUUGGAGGAGCUCAGGAAGCUGAGGGUUUCUCAUCUCAAGAGAGAGCUUCAACGCUAUGAUGAUUCUAUUGUCUCUCUGGAGUCGAAGCUGAAAAGGCUCAAGGCCGAACGGGAGCAGGGUCGGGUGAAACAGGAAGAGGAUCUGCGUUUGGGCAAGGCAGAUCUGCAGUCGGGGUUGCAUGAGAAACAAGAUCCGCCACAACUAGGUGUUGUCCCUUGCGUUGAAGCUUCUCUCCCCACGCCCACAUCCAUUCCCCUUAAGUCUGGGGUUGAAGGUUGUGCGCCAGCCUCCCCUUUGGAUUCCUAUUAUGGAAGCUCUGAGACAACAGCCAAGGACCAAUCUCACAGGACGAAAGAGGACUUGCCAGAAUCUACGGAUGUGCAAUCACAAAGACUGACAAGGCCAUCAGGUGGCUUCCAAGAGGGCAGCGCUGAAUCCAGAGAAAUUGGAGAGGACCAACUAGAGGAGGAAGCUGGAAAAGGAAUCUCCGAAAGUGGGGUUAACAGGAAAGAAGGACAGCUCGAUUCGAGUGAUGUUUUGAGCUCUGCAGAAUAUUCGACCAGAAGAAGAAGAGAGGGGGAUGGUGAUGGGGAAGGGGAUGGGGAAGGGGAUGGCAGCAGCCAUGCAGAUGAAGACGAAGAUGAAGGUGAAGAUGUUGAAGGGCGGGAGAAGGAUUCUGUUGGGGGUUGCCAAUGGAAUCAUCAGCAGCAGCAGCAACACCAAAAGUGUUCAGGCGAAAGCCAAGGUGCGGAAACAGAUGAAAUGUCCAGCAUGAGCCAGAGAAGCCGAAGGGAGGCCAAGGUACCUGGCAAACUGCUCCCUCUCCUCGAGUGUUUGAGGACUAUCAGUGCCCACAAGUUUGGCCCCAUCUUCAAACAUAGGCUACAAUCACAGGGUGAGGUCUACCGAAGCAUGAUUCGAAGACACAUGGACUUAGCUAUGGUGAGAUCAAAGCUCGAGGAAGGCUCCUACUCUGGCAGUCUGGAAUUCUUCAGAGAUGUGCUUCUGGUGUUUAACAAUGCGCUUGUGUAUUAUCCAAAGUCUUCUCAGGAGUUUGGAGCCGCAUAUGUGCUUCGUGAACUAGCCACCAAGGAAAUGGUAAAUAUUUUCCAAACAGAGGCUCUGUUGAAACAGGAAGGCCCAUCCACCAGAAAGAGGGAGCCCAGAAAGGGUCCGGAGCUGAAACCCAUUAUUGUUUGCAGAAAGAGAAGUGCAAGCGGUGAAAGCCACGUGGACCGUCCUAAAAGCACACAACAAUCAUCAACAUCUGCUCUUGCUGCCACACAGAUGCAACAAUCUGAUAGUGGUAAACAAGUUGAGAUGAAGGAUGCAGAGGUCAAUGAAAUCAAGGCUGCAAAAGGAAAAGUGGAGGAGGGCUCAAAAAUCCCUGCACAGUCACCUCUUAACAACACUCCUGACUCACAAUCACAACAGAAAACUCCAGAUACCAUGUUGGCUGGUUCAAAUUCAAUCAAACGCAAUGCCAACCAGCAGAGUAAGUCACAACUGUUGACAGUGGGCACGAACAAAAGUGUCAUGGAUACACACAAUCCUGAUCGUCCCAUUAAAAAAAACACAAAGAAAACUUUCAACACCGACUCUAGACGGGAUAGCAGCAGCAGCAUCCAUGAUCUGGGUGAGUUUGUUGCAUCGAACAAGAUCUCCGAAAGUGCUAUUAGACCAAAGAAGAGCGGUGGCAUAAAGAUUGAACCUUCUAAAACUAGUAGCCCAAUUAUGGAAACCAAGAACAUUAGCAGCAACCAUAGACAAGACAGGAAGAAAGAUCAAGAGUUGAAUAUGCCUAACAAGCAAUCAGUAACAGCCAAUGCUACUAGUCACGUACAUUCUCCUCUGAAGAGAGGAGUGGGAAGGCCACCAAAGCAUGCUCAACAAAAACAACACCAGCAGCAGCAAGAAGCAGAAGAAUCCGAACUUUUAGUUAGCAAACCAAGGAAAAAGGCUAGAAGAUGAUUAUGUUUUUGAUGCCACAUAUAUCAACUGAUCUAGGUACCUGCUUCCUCGUUGGAGCCAAAAGCUAGAAAUUAUGUUCAUUUACCAUUUGUAACUAGUAAUGGUGAUUGGAGUUCUAAGUAUUGAUGUCCUGUAAUUUACUCUUGCCUUCUCAACAUGGAAAAAUCCUUGUUUCUGUGUAUUUUUGGGAGGGUCUAUCUCAAACUCACAUAACUGCUGUUUAGCUACUUGAUAUUAGAGUGCAAUUCCAA